This is a messenger RNA of Fonsecaea monophora, 396 nucleotides long. RefSeq lists its product as hypothetical. The coding region runs from base 1 to 396 and encodes 131 amino acids. The record is from RefSeq and is a predicted model, not a curated record. The transcript has 3 exons. Lineage: Eukaryota; Fungi; Ascomycota; Eurotiomycetes; Chaetothyriales; Herpotrichiellaceae.
AUGUCUGCGCCAGCUCUAGUACGAGAGGGGAGCCAACUUGCGCUCACAGCGAGUAAAUCCACGGCAAAAGCCAUUAGAGAUCAUGGACCCAAAGCUGCCGCCGCAGCCGCUGCAUGGACCGUCCAGAAUCCGGGGCUGGCUGCUUGCGGCGCUGUCGGGACUGUCGGCAUCAUCCUCAUUGCGGCUCCCGGUGUCGUCGUUGUCCCAGUACUCGCCGAGUUGGGUUUUGGAGCUGGUGGUGUUGUUGCAGCCGGUAGCGCUUUCGCGAUUGCUCAGAGUGCGGGUGCCGCGGGCUCAGGUCUCGCCAUCGUCAACGGGGUGGUUCAGGUCGCCGGAUUCGCUAUGACCGCUGGUAGUGGAGGACUCGCGUGGAUCAAAUCCAAAGUCGGAGCAUAG